GCCUCGCCGUGCCGCGGCUGCGUUGGUACAGCAGAAGCCUACAGCAGCAGCAACAGCAGUGCAGCUGCGCGCGCGCACGCACACACACACACUGUGACACACAGGGCACCCGUGUAGUGUUGGACUAGCGAGCGCAUCCAGCACACAGAGGUACACUCGCAUCAGCGCCGGUGGUCAAUGCUGACAAUCAUGGGUACUUCAUCUGUGGUCUGACCGUGCUGCUGACCACGGCGGAGUGGAUGAUUCCUUCUAAGGGUGCGCUGAUUCCUCCCCCACCUCCCCACAUCAGAAUCGUUUUUCUUUUCCCUUCGCCGUCCCAGCAGCCACCUGGAUGGUUGUCGGCGGGAUACGUUUUGCAAAGCUCAGCCACAGGUUCUCUCCACUCCCUUUCCACACCCCAGCUGCUCACCUCCAGCCUCUUCGCUGCCGACGUUGUAGUGUGUCGGGGGCGUAGGUAGGUUUGUAUUGGUGGUGAACAACCAUUUCCACGGUGUCUGGCAGCAGAAAAAACUCGCGAGUGCCGAGAUACCCAGGAGGGUAAACAGCACUUCAAAGCCUGACGCAGCCUGGCGUCCGGCCCACAGAGAGGAGACAAGCUCCAGCGGGACUUGGCCGAUAAUGCAGAACUCUGUGACAUGCCAAGACAUAUCUGAGGCAGAAUCAACCAUAAACCUGUUGGCUACACCACUCCGUCCACCAAAGCCAGUUCCAAAAAGACAGAACAGUUAAAAAAGAGAUCGAAAUUUCAAUAAUUCAAGGGAUGCGCCGAGGUUAUAGCCACAGGGACCAGCGUGACUUUCAUCGAUGAUCACGUGAGUAAAGCUGAACAGCGGGGAUUGUCUGAACUUGCAAGUGAAGGCUUCGGGCUCACCAAUCCUUCCCACCUCGACCAAUGUUAACCAUGCCAAGUAAAGCAGCAGACAUGGCUUCAGGACCAUGGGUGGGACUCUUGCACCAUCUGCGCCAUCUCGCUGUGGUUCUGACCAUGACAUGCUACCUCCAAGGAACUCGGGCCACCUCGGUCUACUUUAGCAACUACGCCCACUGUGGACAGAAGGAGCCCUUCUCGCUGCAGGAGGACAUGUUCACGGUGGAGGUGUUUUCAGCCACAGGGUCCAUCCACGAGACACUGUUCUGCAAUCUCACCUUCCGGUCACCGCCAGACACCGGGGUGUGCUUGACCUUCAAUAGACUGCACAUCGUGGACUGUGGGGUCACCCUGCACAUCUACCACCGAUCGUCUUCUUCCGACAAAGAAUGGCGCAAGCUGUCCUGUGAUGACGAAAAGCCCUCGACGAUGUGCACAUCGGAUCGCUACGUCACACUCAGGCUCGCCAAAAAAAAGUUGAAUGACAACAAAAACUACGACAUCAACAUCCUCGUCGAGAAAGCUAGCAACUUGUCCGGACAAGUGAUUCUGGCUUCCUCAAUAGGUUUGUUCGUCGGCAUCAUCGUUGGGGUGGUCGUCUUAAUCGUCACACUAGCAAUCAUCGUUCUUUGCUGCUGCUGUAAGCCUUGCAAGACACAGCGCCCCCCUGGCUACGCUCACACUCAAGUUGUCACCAACGCUUCCACCCAUAAUCACCAUGUGCAGCCAUCAGCUCCACCAGCCUCGGAAGUUGCAAAUGAUGAACACACUCCCUUGCAAUCUGGUUCCCUGUACCCAUCCUUACCGCAGCCUUACCCAUCUGUCUAUGGAAUUCCUGAGGCACCGCCGCCGUAUGCUCCCCCACCAUAUGAACAUCACCUACAGACUGACAACUACCCGACCAAAGUCUGAUUUGCCUGUAGCCAGAGGAAACUUUCCUUUUGCUGGUUGAGGCAAUGGGCACCUGUUGUGUCUGCGUGUUUCACAAAAGGUGCUUCCACAAUGCAGCUUACAGCUAAAAUGAUGACUAUUACAGGGUAGACCUAAGGGUGAAGCUGAGCAAACUGCUGCUUCUAUGGUGUGCAGUUGACAUAUCUGUGGCAUGUCAUGGAAAGUUGUGGCAUGCAUUAGACAUUACUGGGCGUGAACAUACCUGUUGAAUGCCACAGCCAUAUCUGCAAACUGAAGCCUCACAUGGUGUAAACCGUGCAAGAAAUGUACCAUUUUCACUUGAGUAAUUUCUGGGACACUUUUAUUUGUGACAUUCUGAUAAAUCCAAAGUGACACAAGUCUCUUGGGAAAACUGGACAUUUCCGAGAAGGCCAAAGCUGUAUAAAUUAUGGUAUAUAAACUUUAAUUUGGUGCAAUUCUGGAGGAAAUAUUGACAGCUGAAAAGCCUAAAAAGUGACUCUAUUUAUUAAAGACAUGUUUUAACUCA
Molecule: messenger RNA, 2306 nt
Organism: Pomacea canaliculata
Lineage: Eukaryota; Metazoa; Mollusca; Gastropoda; Architaenioglossa; Ampullariidae
Exons: 6
Coding region: 893-1780 (295 amino acids)
Source: RefSeq, a predicted model, not a curated record